UGAUAUAAAUAUUUUUUAUGAUCUAAUUAAAAAAGUAACAAAUAACAUAUUUAAUACAAAAAUGGAAGUUCUUGAAUUAAAAGAUGUAAAACCAGUACCUGAUAUUAUUCAUCUUUAUCCAAAUAGAGUGAAAUCCGAAGCGACACCGCUUGUAAUAGAUAAUGGAUCGUACAAUUGCAGAGUUGGUUGGGCUACUGAGAAAGAACCUCAAUUAGUAUUUAAAAAUCUUAUCGCUAAACCACGCAAAGAACGUGGUAAAAAGGAUGGUGAACCUCAGGUUGGAAAUGAUAUAACUAAUAUUGAAGCUGUGAGAUUUCAAUUAAAAACACAAUUUGAUCGAAAUGUGGUUACACAUUUUGAAGCUCAAGAACAGAUAUUUGAUUAUACUUUCACUCAUAUGGGAAUAGAUACGGAAGGUGCAGUGAAUCAUCCUAUAAUUUUAACAGAAGCAUUUCUUAAUCCUAAUUAUUCAAGAAAUUUGAUGGCGGAACUUUUAUUUGAAUGUUAUAACGUACCUGCAAUAGCUUAUGGAGUGGAUUGCUUAUUUUCUUAUCAGCAUAAUAAUUGUCCGUCUGAUGGUUUAAUAAUUAGUAUUGGAUAUCAUACUACACAUAUAAUACCUAUAUUAGAUGGUAAAGCGGAUCCUGUAAAUUCAAGAAGAAUUAAUGUUGGUGGAUACCACAUUACAUCUUAUAUGCAUAGAUUGCUUCAACUCAAAUAUCCUGUUCAUGUUAAUGCUAUAACACCUAGUCGAGCAGAGGAGUUAAUACAUGAACAUUCAAUGAUAGCUUUAAACUAUCAAGAAGAAACGUCUAAGUGGGCAGAUCCGGAUUAUUAUGAUAUGAAUGUAUUAAGAGUACAAUUACCGUAUGUUGCUCCUGCAAAUGCACCUGGUUUAACAGUUGAACAACAAAAAGAAAGAAAACGGGAAUUAGCUAGAAGAUUAAUGGAAAUCAAUGCUAGAAAAAGAGAAGAAAGAUUGGCAGAAGAUGAAGAACAAUUAAAUCAAUUAUUAGCCGUUCAAGAUUUACUAGAAGAAGGUGAAACAGAUGAAUUCGAUCAAGCAUUGAAAACUUAUUCUCUCGCAAACGAAGCAGAUUUAAUAAAAAUGAUUAAUAAUUUGCAAGCAAAGGUAGAAAGAACUAGGCAAAAAAUAGUAGCGGCUAAUUCACAGGAGGAAAAUAUCGCGAUGGAAGAACAAAAACCAAAAAUAAAAUCGAGUCUACAACCUAAAGAUCAACAAGAUUUUGACGAAUGGAUCGCUAGUGUACGAAAGAAAAGGCAAGAAAUAUUAGAAAGACGAAUGGCUAAAAGACAACGUAGACAAGAUAUGGCAAAACGCAGAACAGCAGCCGCGCAAGAAAGAAUGCGAAUAAUAAGCCAAUUAGCAAGAAAAGAAAAACGCGAUGAUGAUUUUGGCAUGAGAGACGAAGAUUGGGAUGUUUAUAAAGUUAUAAAUAGGGAAGGUGGGGAUUCAGAUUCAGAAGUAGAACAAGAAAAACUUAUGGAAUUGGAAGAUGUGUUACGACAUCAUGAUCCAGAAUUUGACGGUGCUGGAUCUAAUGUCCCUAUGGUUCCUGGAGAAACUCAUCAGUUACACGUGGGAGUAGAACGUUUGAGAGCACCAGAAAUAUUAUUUCAACCAUCUAUGAUAGGCUCCGUGGAAGCAGGCAUUGCAGAAACAAUCGAAUUCGUUUUGAAGCUUUAUCCAUCCGAACUGCAAUCGCGACUCGUAGGAAAUAUAUUUCUUACUGGAGGUCCAACGAAAUUUCCUGGUUUACUUGAGAGAUUAAAUCGAGAACUUCGCGAAAUGCGACCAUUUGGAUCAAAUUUUCAGAUAAAUAUAGCAAAAAAUACCAGCAUAGACGCGUGGUAUGGCGCAAGGGAUUUUGGUCUAAAUGGAAAUCUUCCUGAAUUUUUAGUAAGCAAAAAAGAAUACGAAGAAAAAGGUGGUGAAUAUUUUAAGGAACAUUCGACCAGUAAUACUUACACUCGAUCUCCUGAUCCUUUACCUACAGUACAGACUCCUGUAACAUCAGAGCAAGUGAUAGUAGAAGAUGCUGUUGUAGACGUUGAAAUGGAAUAAAAAAAAAAAAAAAAACAAGUUUUAUAUUAAUUAUUAUAGAAUAAAAUUUAUCUAAACGUAAGAUUCGUACUCGAUCGUUUUUCCUUUCUUUAUUGGAAAGUGAGAAGAAUAAAGAAUACGAAUGCUUUUUUUUGUUAUGGAUAUCUACUUUAUUACACAAGUGUUUCCGUUUGUUCAUUCAAUCACGAACAAACUACAUUGUAGUCUGUUUGCUGAUCACAAUGUACAGUUCCAAUCAAUCAUCGCCAUUUCAUCGUCAUUCAAAGAUAAUUAUGCGGGUACAUUCUGGCUUUUUUUUUUUUCAUUUAUUUAUCGAGAAUAGUCGACAUUCGCUUAUUUCUUCGGCGUUCGUCGAAUAAGCUAAAAAAAAUUGAGAAAGUGAUCCGUCAUCUCAGCAAGGAUUUACUACAGCGACCUCGAAAAAUUCUCCCACAUCAUUAUUCAUAGCUUAAGUUAACAUCACAAUACAAUUAUUAUAUAUGUAUGUAUAUAUAUAUAUAUAUGUAUAUUGAAAAAAUAUUACGAAGCCCUAUAGGCAAUUAUAUUACAGCUAAUUAUAAGUGAUUCUUUUGUGUUUCUAAUAAAGGAACAUACCGUAUGUAAACUUAUGUUCGUUUCGAACUUUUCACACGUUACAACAUAAGAAAAGGAGAAACGAUUGGAUUAGUUUUUUCUUAACUCGAAGAAAAAAAAAAAAAAAAAAAAAGAAGAAA
This is a messenger RNA of Apis mellifera (honey bee), 2799 nucleotides long. RefSeq names its product actin-related protein 5 (gene Arp5). Gene Ontology annotation, cellular component: Ino80 complex; cytoplasm. The transcript has 7 exons. The record is from RefSeq and is a predicted model, not a curated record. NCBI's taxonomy places the organism in Eukaryota, Metazoa, Arthropoda, Insecta, Hymenoptera, Apidae. Bases 62 to 2086 code for a protein of 674 amino acids. Gene Ontology annotation, biological process: regulation of DNA-templated transcription.